Asterias rubens (European starfish) is the source of this 1462-nucleotide messenger RNA. Its product is annotated as E3 ubiquitin-protein ligase TRIM56-like. Gene Ontology annotation, biological process: positive regulation of DNA-templated transcription. Gene Ontology annotation, cellular component: nucleoplasm; chromatin. Lineage: Eukaryota; Metazoa; Echinodermata; Asteroidea; Forcipulatida; Asteriidae. The transcript is spliced from 3 exons. The coding region runs from base 120 to 1352 and encodes 410 amino acids. Gene Ontology annotation, molecular function: zinc ion binding; ubiquitin-protein transferase activity. The record is from RefSeq and is a predicted model, not a curated record.
GACAUAAUCCUGCGUUCUACCAGGAAAUAAGAGACUGCUGUUAACUCAGUGAACAUUCUGACAGGAUUGCAGACGUAUCUUGGACAUCUUUUUGAACAAUACUAAGUGCUUAGAUCAAAAUGGCAUUUUCUAAACCAUCACAAGGUUCAGCUCUGGAGAAAAUCCGAAAGGAUUAUCUGGAGUGCAGUAUUUGUCAAGAGGAGUACACAGAACCCAAACUACUAGACUGUCUUCACAGCUUCUGUAAACACUGCUUACUUGAAUAUCACACUACCAACUACAAAGAUGCAAAGAUGCUUAUUUGUCCUUUGUGUCGAAAGGAGACACAACUUCCUGAGACGGGUGUUGAAGAUUUCAAGAGUAACUUCAUUUUAACUGGUCUUGCAGGUCAACUGGAGCAGGUCAGCUUAUCUGCAAACAGCAAGUUGGUCUGUAAAUUAUGCAAGGAGAAAAAUGAAGCAACGUAUUUCUGUUGUGACUGCCUCAUGAUCAUCUGUGCAAACUGCAAUGAAAUACACAAUCAAAUUCCAGCAUCAGCAAGCCAUACAGUAGCGACUUUGAAAGAUAUUAGUGAUGGAAAGAUUGCAAUGAAAAAGACAAAACCAAAGCGUCAUCCAGAAUGCCAAACUCAUGAAGGUGAAGUGAUGAGGUUCUACUGUACAACAUGUGGUGUGAUGAUUUGUAGAGAUUGCACUGUCAUAGAUCACUGUAAACCACAACAUGAGUAUAUUGACUGCAACCAAGCCUCAUCCACAUACAAACAGUCAUUGGCUCAACUCUUUACUCCCCUUGAAGAAACCAUGAAGAAGCUUGAUCAAUCUCAAGCAACUGCCUCAACAAUGAAAGACAACCUCAACAUCGCAGCUAAGAGAACCAUGGCAGAGGUGAAGAACAGAGCGGAUGAGAUCAGGGCUGAGGUAACGGCUCAAGAGAGUCGCAUCAUGGAUGAAAUAAAAACUAUCCUUAAAGAUCGGAACAAGAAAUUGGAGGAUUUUGAGCAAACAGUGCGUCUAAACUCACAGCAAAUAAAUCAUUCACUGCAGACUGCCAAAGACAUCAGCAAGAAUUCAUCAGUGCCUGACUUCCUUGCAAGCUAUCCAACAAUCAGUAAGGACUUGAAAUUACUUGGAGAUCAAAAUCAACCCAAGAUAGAUUUGACCCUGGACGAUCUGGGAUUCACCCCAGGAGUUUGUGACAUCUCCCUGGGUAACCUGAGUACGAAGGAGCGAAAGUGGGAGCUUGGUUUGGAGUAUGAUGAAGGAAUCAAGUGGGCUUAUGACAUUGAUGCCUCUGUACCUGGGGAUGAGAUGGCAGUGGCAGACUGCAUCUACGACACAAGUAGACUCGAUUAGAAAUCUAUCCCAAUAUCACACUUCCCUCGGGCUGUUGCUGCAUUCCAGAAUCAGUUAGUGAUUGUAGAUAGGACGGACUCUGGCAAGAUGUACAAUAGGAAUGGCACCAA